This is a messenger RNA of Necator americanus (New World hookworm), 537 nucleotides long. RefSeq lists its product as uncharacterized. The record is from RefSeq and is a predicted model, not a curated record. The transcript is spliced from 4 exons. NCBI's taxonomy places the organism in Eukaryota, Metazoa, Nematoda, Chromadorea, Rhabditida, Ancylostomatidae. The coding region runs from base 1 to 537 and encodes 178 amino acids.
AUGCUCACCGCGAACUUGACGAUAUCGUCGGUUUCGGAAGAGUCGUCCACGAAACGAACUUGGCUGUUCGGAACGCGAAAGAGGGUUAUUGUGGGUAUCGUUAUGCUUCAACGACAGCAACGAGAACAAACUGUGAUCCGAAAAGAAUGCGGUAUGAUUACAGUAUAUGGUUACGUGGAAGAACCGAAGUGCGCUUAUAGUAGCGAACAAUUCGAUCUAAGUGGGACUCUACUUCCGUUGAGACGCCAAGUGGCUCGGGAAGUCCUUGUCAAAGACGACGAUGUAGUCCAGCCACGCCAAGCAAUUAGCUUCCAAGCCCGCCGCUAUGCGAGACAUCGCUCGACAAAAAUAAGCGCCGGCAAUAUUGAGGCCAAACAGAAGGUCUCUAAGAACGCACGCAGAUUCCUUAAAACAGACCGAUUGGUAGAGGACAUCGAAUCGGAGAUCUGUGCGGCCGCUGAGUUUGAAUCAAUUUGCCUCUCUUCCUCCGUGUACGCUGAUAUCGUCGUUGAGCUCCUGCAAAGACCCACUCAGUAG